AUGUAUUGCACUCCCGCCGUGAAUCGGCGUAAAUUUAACAUUCUCUCCCUCGGUACUGUGGCGAAACGUACUGAGCUGGAGAAGGCGAUGGCUGCACGCCUGUGUGGUGAUGUGGACUGUAUAGCCACAGUGGGCGACCUGUGGCACCACAUUCGCGACCAGAUGACAGCUGCUACCGUGGAGACCAUCGCGCGAAUAAACUGUAUGCGGCUUGAUUGUUUUAAUGUGAACACCGCUACGAUUGGCGCAUUGGUGUCUGUAAAGCAUGCAGCAUUUGCUGCACAUGUGGCAGAUCCCAGUGACUUGGGGAAGAAGAGAAAAUUUCGGCGAAAUCGACGACGACUGACCCGAGAGCUCCGUCGCAUUAAAAAUGCAUGGUGGACGGAGAAGGCGAAGAAGAUGGAAUGCUACGCCGAACGCUGUCAACAUAAGGAAUUCUUUGACUUCUUGAAAGCGGUGUAUGGACCGAGAUUGGCGCCAGUGAGGACACUGAUGGAUGGUAGUUCAGGCGCUACCUGCACACAGACUGCAGACACAAUGCGGAACUGGCGGAAACACUUUGACUGUCUCUUGAACAACCGUUCAGAGAUCGAUUGA
Molecule: messenger RNA, 597 nt
Organism: Dicrocoelium dendriticum
Lineage: Eukaryota; Metazoa; Platyhelminthes; Trematoda; Plagiorchiida; Dicrocoeliidae
Source: the annotation of a GenBank genome assembly